Messenger RNA from Exophiala xenobiotica, 1728 nucleotides. RefSeq names its product elongator complex protein 3. Gene Ontology annotation, molecular function: acyltransferase activity, transferring groups other than amino-acyl groups; iron-sulfur cluster binding. The record is from RefSeq and is a predicted model, not a curated record. Gene Ontology annotation, biological process: tRNA wobble base 5-methoxycarbonylmethyl-2-thiouridinylation. Lineage: Eukaryota; Fungi; Ascomycota; Eurotiomycetes; Chaetothyriales; Herpotrichiellaceae. Bases 1 to 1728 code for a protein of 575 amino acids. Gene Ontology annotation, cellular component: cytoplasm; elongator holoenzyme complex; nucleus. The transcript is spliced from 3 exons.
AUGGCGACGGAGACGGUUGUAAGAACAAAACCGAAGCCCGUCAAAAAUGAAAAUUUACCACCAGAGAGUGUGCGUUUCAUGCAGGCAUGUAACAACAUAGCCCGAGCACUGAUCCAGGAGUACGAGGCGAGUCUUGAUGACACCAAGCCAAAGAAAGACAUCAAUCUCAACCGACUACGAGGCGAUGUUGCACGAAAGCAUAGGCUCAGCACUCAACCGCCCUUGACGGGUAUCUUGUCUGCUGUGCCCGAGAAUUACAAGAAGGCACUUCUGCCGAGGCUGAUCGCAAAGCCUGUAAGGAGUGCUAGCGGCAUAGUUGUGGUUGCAGUGAUGAGCAAGCCACAUCGCUGUCCUCACAUUGCAUGGACUGGACAUGCAUGCGUCUACUGCCCGGGUGGUCCUGACUCCGACUUUGAAUAUUCCACGCAAUCGUACACUGGAUAUGAACCGACUUCCAUGCGAGCUAUUCGCGCCAGAUACGAUCCUUUUGAACAGGCACGAGGCAGAAUCGACCAGCUCAAAUCUCUUGGUCACAGCGUCGACAAAGUUGAAUUCAUUCUCAUGGGCGGAACGUUUAUGUCUCUCGACAAGACGUAUCGGGACAAUUUCGUCGCCCAGCUACACAACGCACUCUCUGGAUAUCAGACAGAAAAUGUUGAUGAAGCCGUCGCCGCUGGCGAGAUGUCGAGCAUCAAAUGCGUCGGUCUUACGAUUGAGACCCGUCCAGAUUUUGGCCAGAUUGAUCAUUUAUCCGACAUGCUACGGUAUGGUUGCACUAGGCUCGAGCUGGGCGUCCAGUCAUUAUAUGAAGAUGUGGCGAGGGACUCAAACAGAGGUCACACAGUGGCAGCAGUUGUGGAAUCUUUCAAAUUCUGCAAGGAUGCUGGAUUCAAAGUUGUCUCACAUAUGAUGCCGGAUCUGCCCAACGUCGGCAUGGAACGCGACAUAUUUCAGUUUCAGGAAUAUUUCGAGAAUCCUGACUUCAGGACAGACGGUCUGAAGAUCUAUCCUACUCUCGUCAUUCGAGGCACUGGUUUGUACGAACUCUGGCGUACCGGUCGAUUUAAGAACUAUACACCAAAUGCUCUGGUAGAUCUGGUGGCAAGAAUACUGGCAUUGAUCCCGCCUUGGACCAGAAUAUACCGAGUCCAGCGCGAUAUCCCAAUGCCACUGGUCACAUCGGGCGUCGAGAAUGGUAAUCUCAGAGAAUUGGCACUUUCACGAAUGAAGGACUUCGGCACCAGUUGUCGAGAUAUUCGAACCAGAGAAGUCGGUAUCAAUGAAGUAAAGAACAAGAUUCGGCCGUCACAGGUAGAACUUGUGCGACGAGACUACAUGGCUAACGACGGCUGGGAAACCUUCCUCGCAUAUGAAGAUCCAAAGCAAGACAUUCUCAUUGGCAUGCUGAGACUGCGGAAGUGCACCGCCGAGUACACAUUUCGACCAGAACUUACCGGGCAACCGACGAGUAUUGUCCGAGAACUGCACGUCUACGGAUUGGCAGUCCCGAUCCAUGGUCGAGAGAAGAGCAGGUUCCAGCAUCAAGGAUACGGCACUCUUUUGAUGAAGGAAGCUGAGAGAAUAGCUCGAGACGAACAUGGGAGCGAGAAAUUGAGCGUCAUCAGCGGAGUUGGCGUUAGAAGCUAUUACGAACGUCUUGGGUAUUCUCUCGAUGGACCAUACAUGAGCAAAAUGCUCAGUUUCGACGAUGACGAGGCCGAGGUCUGA